CAACACCAGAUGAAGUACGAGUGUGCCCGCGUCUUGCGUGGCCAUGACGGUCCUGUGUUCGCCGUGCGAUUCAACGAGAAGGGGACAUACUGCAUGAGCUGCGGCAGCGACCGCACGAUUCGACUCUGGAAUCCGCAUCGUGAAGGCACAGACGGUCCGACGUCAGCCUUGAUGAUCAAGACAUACAAAGGACUCCACGGCUAUGAGAUUCGUGAUGUCGCCAUCGAGAACGACAAUUCCAAGUUCGUCUCGUGCGGCCGCGACAAAGCCGUGUUUCAAUGGGACGUGGCUUCCGGCAAAACCAUCCGAAAGUUCGAAGGACACGUGAGCAGCGUGAACGCAGUCACGUACAACGACGACUGCUCGGUGCUCGCAACGGCAUCCUACGACAGCACCGUGCGCCUCUGGGACGUCAGAGCUCGAAAUUCCUUUGUUCCCAUCCAAACCCUGGACGACUUCACAGACAGCGUCACGUCCGUGCUCGUAACUGACCACGAAAUCGUCGCAAGUUGCGUCGACGGGUUUGUACGGACAUACGACCUCCGCGCCGGCCUGCUCACUGAGGACAACCUCCAUCACCCCGUGACCAGCUUGGCCAUGACGUCCGACCUGAACUGCAUCGUCGCAUCCACAACAAAAGGGCACAUUCGGCUGUUUGAAUCCAAAUCUGGCGUCGAACUCAACGCGUACUAGGUUUACUCGUUGCUCCACAAGUUGCUCACAAACAUGAUAGGUUCCAAGGCCAUGUGGUUGGGGACUAUGGGUUGGAUUGUGCGUUCUCCCACGACGACGCCAGCGUCCUCAGCGGCUCGGAGGACGGCCGCGUGAUGGUGUGGGAUAUGCUCACCAAGGACCCGCGGCGAUCUUUCCAAGCCCAUGACCGCGCCGUUCGGACCGUCGCUACCCAUCCCACCGACGCCAUGGUGCUCACAGGGUCGGUAGACAGCACCGUCAAAGUAUGGGUACCUGCCGCCCCUUAACAAUACAUGGACCAUGAAGUACUCGAGAAUGAGUGAAUCCAACACGUACCUAGCUAGCUACGACCAGGCAGACAAUCGAUACACGACCAAUCAAAACCCAGA
Messenger RNA from Aphanomyces astaci, 1082 nucleotides. RefSeq lists its product as hypothetical. Bases 10 to 693 code for a protein of 227 amino acids. The transcript is spliced from 7 exons. Gene Ontology annotation, cellular component: catalytic step 2 spliceosome. Gene Ontology annotation, biological process: mRNA splicing, via spliceosome. The record is from RefSeq and is a predicted model, not a curated record. Lineage: Eukaryota; Oomycota; Saprolegniomycetes; Saprolegniales; Verrucalvaceae. Gene Ontology annotation, molecular function: protein binding.